Molecule: messenger RNA, 2852 nt
Organism: Onychostruthus taczanowskii (white-rumped snowfinch)
Lineage: Eukaryota; Metazoa; Chordata; Aves; Passeriformes; Passeridae
Gene: MCTP2
Product: multiple C2 and transmembrane domain containing 2
Exons: 22
Coding region: 58-2757 (899 amino acids)
Biological process (GO): regulation of neurotransmitter secretion
Cellular component (GO): synaptic vesicle membrane
Molecular function (GO): calcium ion binding
Source: RefSeq, a predicted model, not a curated record
UGGGGAUCGCUGAAGCUGUUCUGUGCAGGAGGCAUUGCUGAGAUUCCCCUUGCAGCCAUGGACUUGGACAAACAAUCCGUGUGGGGAUCCCUGAAACAGAAGACCCGGCCAUUCCUGCGGAACCUGAGCGUGAGGAAGACGAAGAAGAGGUCUGGCAAGAUGCUGGAGAGGAAGGGCCACUCCUUGGACCGCUGUCUCAGCGUGUCAGUGCCUGACAUGCUGGAGGUGGAGACUCUCAUGGAAGAAGAAGAAGAAGAAGAAACUACUUACUCCAGUGCUCAGGUGUUGUCGAGCUGCUCCCCCAAGAGCUUUUCCAGGUCUGUGGUGUCCCUGAAGAGCAGAAACGCUUCGGUGAAGGCAGUGGGAGAGGACUGGCUGUGGGCGUCGCAGCAGAGGACGCGGAUGGAGGUGACAGUCACCCCCCCGGACACGCAAGCUGUGGGCAUUCACCUGGUGUCCUCACGAGGAGCUGAGGCUGGGGGCAGCCCCGUGUCUGAGGGGAAGAAGAGGAGAUCCAGCGAGGACCUCUUUGACCUGCUGCAGAGCUCCCGGCUGAGCGCCACGCUGAGCGAGGAGGGGACAGAGUACCCAUGUGGAGAAAUGGAUUUUGACUCUUCCCUAUCAUCUCAAAACUUUGAUGACCAAAUGGCUCUGGAGGAAGCAAACGACUGCCUGAGUGAGCUGCCCAGCCCCUUUGCCUACCUGCUGACCAUCCACCUGAAGGAAGGCAGGAACCUGGUUAUCAGGGAUCGCUGUGGUACAAGUGACCCGUAUGUGAAGUUUAAACUGAAUGGCAAAACUCUUUACAAAAGUAAGGUAGUCUACAAGAACCUCAACCCAGUUUGGGAUGAAACUGUUGUGCUGCCCAUACAGACCCUCGAUCAAAACCUCUGGAUCAAGGUGUAUGAUCGUGAUUUAACCUCUUCAGACUUCAUGGGUUCGGCAUCUGUGGCGCUCACUGAACUUGAACUCAAUAGAACUACUGAACAGGUUUUAAAACUGGAAGAUCCCAACAGUUUAGAAGAUGACAUGGGAGUGAUUGUAUUAAACUUGAGUCUAGCAGUCAAGCAAGGAGACUUCAAGAGAAAUAGAUGGUCAAGUCGAAAGAAAAGAACUUCAUCCAAGUCGAGUUUCACACGGAACCUGCGGCUCUCGGAGUCCCUGCGCAAGAACCAGCUGUGGAACGGGCUGGUCACCAUCACCCUCCUGGAGGGCAAGAACAUGCCCAGAGGGGGCUUGGCAGAGAUUUUUAUUCUCCUCAAACUGGGGGAUCAAAGAUACAAGAGCAAGACACUGUGUAAGAGUGCAAAUCCUCAGUGGAGGGAACAGUUUGAUUUUCACUACUUCUCUGACAGGAAGGAUAUGUUGGACAUUGAGGUGUGGAGAAAGGAUAACAAAAAGCACGAGGAGCUUUUGGGAACGUGCCACGUUGACAUUACUGCCUUGCCAACAAAGCAGACCAACUGCUUGGAGCUGCCUCUGGAGAAACACCCAGGGUCCCUGCUGAUGCUGAUUGCUGUUGCCCCAUGUACAGGAGUGUCUAUCUCUGAUCUGUGUGUCUGUCCUUUGGGAGACCCCAACGAACGGCAGCAGAUUUCUCGACGUUUUUGUAUAAAGAAUUCCUUUCGUGACAUGAAGGACAUUGGCUUCUUACAAGUCAAAGUUUUAAAGGCAGUGGACCUGAUGGCAGCAGAUUUUUCAGGCAAAAGUGAUCCUUUCUGUGUCUUGGAGCUGGGAAAUGACAUGCUUCAAACACACACCGUUUACAAGAACCUCAACCCAGAGUGGAACAAAGUUUUCACAUUCCCUAUUAAAGAUAUUCACGAUGUUCUGGAAGUGACAGUGUUUGAUGAAGAUGGAGACAAACCCCCUGAUUUCCUUGGAAAAGUUGCCAUCCCUUUGCUGUCUAUUAGAAAUGGUAAACAAAGUUGUUACACACUGAAGAAUAAAGACUUGGAACGUGCUUCAAAAGGAGUAAUUUACUUGGAGUUGGAUGUCCUAUUUAAUCCUAUAAAAGCAAGUAUUAGAACAUUCAAGCCCCGAGAAAAGCGCUUUACUGAGGAGAACCGCAAAUUUUCUAAAAAGAUCUUAUCAAGAAAUGUUGAUCGUGUGAAAAAAAUCACCAUGGCAAUAUGGAAUACAAUACAAUUCCUUUGGAGCUGCUUUCUCUGGGAGUCCACGGUGAAGAGCCUGAUAGCAUUUGUGGUGUUUGUGGUCACCGUCUGGACCGUGGAGCUGUACAUGGUGCCCCUGGCUUUGCUGGUGCUCUUUGCAUACAAUUUCUCCCUCGUCACAACAGGGAAGGUCAACAAUGCCCAGGAUGCCCAGGAGCUUAUGGGCUUGGAUGAAGACGAGGAUGAAGAUGAUAAGGAAUCUGAGAAAAAGGGGCUGAUUGAGAGAAUCCACAUGGUCCAGGAGAUCAUCAUAGCUGUUCAGAGCAUCCUGGAAGAAAUAGCAUCGUUUGGAGAGAGGAUUAAAAACACAUUCAACUGGACGGUGCCUUUCCUCUCUGUCCUGGCCUGCUUGGUCCUGGCAGCAGCAACAGUUAUUUUGUAUUUUAUACCACUGAGGUACAUUGUUUUAAUCUGGGGCAUAAAUAAAUUUACUAAGAAGCUUAGAAAUCCCUAUGCCAUCGACAAUAAUGAGCUACUAGAUUUCCUCUCCAGGGUACCAUCUGAUGUUCAAAAGGUGCAGCAGGCUGAAUUGAAACCAUCCAGCAGCUCCAGCCCCAUCAGGAAGAAGCGGAGCGCGCUCUAGGAUGCAGCAGGGUUUGGGAAUGCAGCACCUCCCUCCCUGCACACACGUGCACACUCUGCACCCCUCCCCUCCUUCUUGCUUCAGAACAACACUAG